AUGACACACCUCAGCCCAGACCCAGAGAAGGACAUUGGCCAGAGCAAGGAUGUCACAACAUGCCUCGAGAACAUCUCUGCGGAUGAAGCCCUCGCCCAAUAUUCAGAUGCGGAGAAAACCAAGGCAUUUCAAAAGCUGGACUGGAACUUGAUUCCUCUCCUCGGUGUUCUCUAUAUGCUCUCUUAUAUUGACAGGGGCAACGUUGGAAACGCCUAUACGGCCGGUAUGGGUGAAGAAUGGGGUAUUACGUCCAACCAGUACUCCUGGAUCAUUACUGCGUACUACUUGGCGUAUAUUGCCUUCCACUGGUUUAUCCUAUUGUGGAAACUUGUGUCUCUACCGUUGUGGGUUGCCUUAAUGGCGUUUGGAUGGGGCGUGGCGAGUAUUCUCCAGGCCGCAACUGUGAAUCUUGCGGGAAUAGUUGCACUGCGGUGUUUGAUUGGAAUGUUUGAAGCAGGCUUCGCUCCUGGGGUUGCUUUGUUCCUAUCGUUCUUCUACCGCCGAUCAGAAAUGGGCUUCCGCUACGGUCUUUUCAUCUCAUUUUCUCCAAUUGCCAAUUGCUUUGCAUCCGCACUGGCCUAUGGUAUUGUCCAAGCUAAGAGCUCUCUCGCUCAGUGGCAACUUUUAUUCAUCAUUGAGGGAAUUCCAACGAUUUUGAUCGCACCUCUGGCAUUCAUGUUUCUUCCCAAGGGACCUGGUGAAUGCAGGUUCCUCACCACGAGAGAGAAUGAGAUUGUGCGCCUUCGUGCCCUUUCCGCCCGGGGGCACGAGGAAAAGGGCAAGUUGAACAUGAAGCAGGUUUUUGCCGCCUUUUACGACUACAAAAAUUAUAUUCAGGCUGUCAUUAUUUUCUGUCUCAAUGCGGCCUUUGCUGCAUUGCCUGCCUUCUUGACCACUAUCAUCAAGGACAUCGGAUAUUCCUCGGUUCAAGCACAAGGUCUUUCCGCGCCGCCUUACCUUGCUUCGUAUUUUGUUUGCCUUGCGUCUUCUUUUCUAUCUGACAAAGUCAAAAAUCGCUCCUACUUCCUCAGUACACUGAGCACAAUAGGCGCUAUUGGAUACUUGAUCCAAGCCCUUGUCAAAACUGGUGCCGUGCGAUAUUUUGCCACCUACCUUAUUUGCGGCGGCGUGUUCCCUGCCGUGGCUCUCACCUUCACAUGGGUGACUGAUAACCAGGGUUCGGCCUCUAAGCGAGGAGCAGGAUUGAUCAUAUUUGGUAUGGUUGGGCAAACCGGCUCGAUUGCCGGGUCUCGAUUCUUCCCUAAAGAGGAGGGUCCGUUCUAUACCAAGGGAAUGGCCAUUAGCGCAGGGCUGUUGUUCUUCGCUGCCAUUCUCGCUCAAGUCUUGAGGAUACUGCUUUCUAUGGAGAACAAGAGGCGGGAUCGUAUUCAUGGCACUGCGCACAGCACGGAUAUGUCAAAUGAUGUAGCAAACGCAGGAGACUUACACCCUAGCUACCGGUUCAUGUUGUGA
This is a messenger RNA of Penicillium olsonii, 1473 nucleotides long. NCBI's taxonomy places the organism in Eukaryota, Fungi, Ascomycota, Eurotiomycetes, Eurotiales, Aspergillaceae. The record is from the annotation of a GenBank genome assembly.